GACACGGUGACGCUGCGAUUCACUAGCCCCAUCACACACACACUCGUAUAGACUACUCCUGUCCAGCGUGAGCUCACCGUUUUUCUACCUUUCGCUUGAAAAUCUGCGUGUCCGUGAGAAACUGUACGGUUGGUUCACGCUCUUAGUGCAGCAUAUUACAGAUCUGACUGUUUGACACUUUUUGGGGGUUUGCAAAAAAAGUAUCUUCUUUAUCCAAUGGGUCCCGGGAUAGUUAUACUUUUCUCUCUGUUCGGAGUUCUCAACGGACAAGGUGGAAAACAGAUCUCCAUAGAUGAGUGCUGUAAGGAUGGUCGGGUUCGGGGCAUUGACAACCAGGACUGCACAGCCAUCCCUCUCAUCUCUGAGUCCACCACAUGCAGGAUAGUGCAGGAGCAGUGCUGUGCUGCGGUUCUGGAGGACAAUAUCUGCACCAGCGGUAUCAACAUGGCCAAAGACCAGGGGGCCUGUGACACACAGUUCACUGGAAGCACCUGCGAGACCAAGACUGCCAAGAUGUGCUGUGACUGUUGUCUGCUGGGCCGGGCUGCUCGCGAGCAUGGUCUGACCUGUGACCACAGCCUGUCUCUGGGCUAUCAGUGUGGCCUGGUGUCCCGGGCCUGCUGCGAUGACGGAGCCCCUGAUGUGGAGACCAGCAACUCCCUGGUUUCUGACAAAGACAACGAGACCCUCACUGAGAAGGAGAAUCCCUUACCGAAUAACAUGUGCAGCAGCGGAUUAGCGAAGUGUGCACAGGAAUGUGUGGGCAACAGCACCUGUGCCUGCUUCAAAGGUUACAAACUCAAACCAGAUGGGAAGAACUGUGAGGAUAUAAACGAGUGCCUGCUGGGGGCCAGUAACUGCAGAGGAGGCGAGCACUGCAUCAACACAGUGGGGUCAUUCCGUUGCCAGAGAGAGGUCAGCUGUGGUACUGGCUAUGAGCUCACGGACAGCAACAACUGCAAAGACAUUGACGAGUGUGAGUCGGGCACCCACAACUGCUCCCCGGACUUUGAGUGUCACAACACUCAGGGGUCGUUCCGCUGUCUGCCCAAGAACCAGUGUGGCGACGGAUACAUCCAGGACGCCAUGGGCAGCUGCAUCGACAUCAAUGAGUGUCUGACCCAGACAGAGCCGUGCCGCCCUGGCCAGUUAUGUAUGAACACGAUGGGCUCCUUCACCUGCCAGAGGAACUCUAUCAACUGUGGCCGGGGAUACCACCUCAACGACGGCGGCAACCGCUGCGUGGAUAUCGAUGAGUGUAAGGGUCCUGAUGGAGCGUGUGCAGGCCACGGCUGUAUCAACCUGGUAGGAUCGUUCCGUUGUGAGUGUCAGGCUGGCUUCAUCUUCAACAGCAUCAGCCGCGUCUGCGAAGAUAUCAACGAGUGCAGGCACUACCCUGGACGCCUCUGUGCCCACAAGUGUGAGAAUGUCCUGGGGUCCUACAAGUGCAGCUGCACCCAAGGCUUCAAGCUGGCCAGCGACGGCAGGAACUGUGACGAUCUAAAUGAAUGUGAGAGCAGCCCCUGCAGUCAAGAAUGUGCCAACGUGUACGGCUCCUACCAGUGCUACUGUCGCCGUGGCUACCAGCUCAGUGACAUAGAUGGCAUCAACUGUGAAGACAUUGAUGAGUGUGCCCUGCCCACCGGGGGUCACAUCUGCUCUUACCGCUGCAACAACACCCCUGGGAGUUUCUACUGCACCUGCCCCGCCACCGGCUACACCCUGGCUCCCAAUGGACGCAGCUGCCAGGAUGUUGAUGAGUGUGUGACAGGAACACACACAUGCUCUGUGACAGAGAGCUGCUUCAACGUGCAGGGUGGAUUCAGAUGCCUGUCAUUCGAGUGUCCGCCCAACUACCGCCAAGCAGGGGAGAUCAGGGCGAGGGUUGAGCGCUCCGACACCAUCCGCUGUGUGAAGUCCUGCCAGCCCAACGACAUCGGCUGUGUCCUGGACCCCGUACACUCCGUCUCCCACACCGUCAUCUCCCUGCCCACCUUCAGGGAGUUCACCAAGCCAGAAGAGAUCGUUUUCCUGAGAACCAUGUCGCCGGCGCACUCCUCCCCCCAACUCAGCUCUGACAUUGUCUUCGACAUUCUGGAGGGGAACGUCCAGAACUCCUUCGACAUCGUCAAGCGACAGGAGCAUGGCAUGAUUGUGGGUGUCGUCCGACAGGUGAAGCCCCUGAUUGGCUCGCUAAACAUGGUGUUGAAGCUGGCUAUGAACUAUGUCACCUCUGGGGUGGUGUCUCAUCGGAACAUCGUCAAUGUCCACAUCUUCGUUUCCGAGUUCUGGUUCUGAGUUUAGGACACGCCACCACCACCACCACCACCACCACCACCACCACCACCACCACCACACAUAUCCACACAGUUCUACCACAGUACUACCAGCACCAUCACAUAAUAGCCACAAAGUACUACCAAUUACACAUUACUACCACACAGUACUACCACCGUACUAUAACGUACCGUCCUAACAUUAAGAGAAAUUUGAAUUCUGAGUGCGUGGAGGAGAAAAGGAAGAUUAUUUAGGUGUUUAACUAUAAGGAUGUGCAUGCACACCAUUGGGAGGUGUAAUACAAGUCAUUCCUGACAAACCCAACACAACACAUUGUAACUAACUUUUGUUAAUUUUCGUUCCAUUUCCAUUAAGAUAAACAGACCACAAGCUGCUUAAUCGCUUUUUUAUUGUAUGAAACUAAGGCACACUUCCCUGUCAGUUUACAUGUAAUAGGAAUUGAUGUAACAAGCCAAGCCAUGAGUUGAUGCAUGCAUCUGGCAUACAGAGCUUGAUGUGAAGACUCAUAUACUGUAUCAUGUAAUGUAAGCAUGCUAUCAUGCUGAAGACAGUAGAAUGUGAUUGUGAAUUGAAAGUGCAUGCGUAGACAUGGAGAUGUGAAAAACCAUUGAAGGAUUUAACAGUUGAAUGUAACACUUACCCUGGUUCAUGGUGUGUAUUACAUUUCCUUUUCUUACUUUAUACACUGCGAAAGGUGUUACGGUACUAAAUAAACCAUCUUGUUUUUA
Salvelinus sp. IW2-2015 is the source of this 3026-nucleotide messenger RNA. RefSeq names its product fibulin-1-like. The record is from RefSeq and is a predicted model, not a curated record. Gene Ontology annotation, biological process: extracellular matrix organization. Gene Ontology annotation, molecular function: calcium ion binding; peptidase activator activity. Gene Ontology annotation, cellular component: extracellular region. NCBI's taxonomy places the organism in Eukaryota, Metazoa, Chordata, Actinopteri, Salmoniformes, Salmonidae.